This is a messenger RNA of Pseudomassariella vexata, 1641 nucleotides long. RefSeq names its product protein kinase. The transcript has 2 exons. The record is from RefSeq and is a predicted model, not a curated record. The coding region runs from base 1 to 1641 and encodes 546 amino acids. Gene Ontology annotation, molecular function: protein serine/threonine kinase activity; ATP binding. NCBI's taxonomy places the organism in Eukaryota, Fungi, Ascomycota, Sordariomycetes, Amphisphaeriales, Pseudomassariaceae. Gene Ontology annotation, biological process: protein phosphorylation. Gene Ontology annotation, cellular component: cytoplasm.
AUGUGGUGGGACACAUCUCUUAUCGAGGCUACUGUGACUCGACAGUUCGUCUGUUCGCACCUUCUUCCCGAGGAGAUUGAGCGUCUGGACAGAGCCCUUGGGUUUGGCGGCGGUUUGACAGACGGCACUUACUGGGAAUGGAUCCAAGAUAAGGCCAAAAAGAUAUUCCUCAUCCUGGUUGAUCUUGGAGUUCCGGAUCAGAUCUUUGGUGUCAUCGACGAUGCUUGGGAUGACACCGAUCUGCCCAUCGCACUUGAUCAAGUCGAGCGUCUGGCCCUGACUGCCACCAGAGACGAUAGGGUCGACAGGAGGUUUUAUUAUCGCCAGUUCCAAUAUCUCCUCCACUAUGUGGAAAAGGGCCAACAUGCAGUCUAUCAUGACGUGGAAGUGGUGCCCAUCGAAGUGGUGGACAGGCGACCCGGAGCUGGGUUGAAUGCCAGCCAUUCGGUCGACAAAGUCCAGUUGCCUAAUAGGCCGGGCGAGAUCUUCUCCCGCCGCCGGAUUCCUGUAGGCACUGGCAACGGCGUUUUACCGUAUGAGGAGUUCCUGUACGAGGUCAACAGCACCAAGAACGUACAGAAUGACCAUCUCAAGUCGUACUUUGCGUCCUAUACGCAUCAAGGCUUUGGAUAUGUCUUGUUUACCCCCGCAAGCGACUAUAGUCUGAAGUCCAUACUGGCAUCCUUGCCAGCACCCCUCAAGGCCCUGCCCAAAAACAACCGACGGCUGCGUGUCAUGAACUGGGUCCACUGUCUCGCCGAUACCUUAUGCUACCUUCAUAACCGAGGCCGCUCACACGGCAACAUCAGACCUUCGACAAUACUUUUCAACACGGAAAACCACGUUUUCUUCACCGACAUAUCGCGCCUUCGUUCCGAAGCACUGGCAAACUCGUCUGACAAGGCCGCCUUCGACAAGGAAUCUUACGACUAUGCUGCCCCUGAACAAUGGUUUCGACCAACCGCAUGCAGCUCAGCACCACAUCGCAAAAGCAUCCUUUACUCACCUGUACCGGCUUCACCAGAAAAUGGCUCCUUUUCAAUCAACCGAAAUACCGACAUGCCCAGCCCUGCUUCAAUUCUGAGCACGCCCAACCCGCAUCUCAACCCUCAAGCCGCUGAUAUCUUCUCUCUUGGAUGUGUAAUCCUUGAACUACUCAGCAUGCAGAUGAAGCGACAGACUCGCUCCUUUGCUUCCCACCGAGCUGCCAAACACAAAACUCCGGGCCGUGGCGGUGCCGUCUUGGACUCGUCCUUUCACAAGAAUCUGAGUCAGGUCGAAUCGUGGAUGGCAGGGCUUGCUAAAGAUGCCAGCAAGAAGGAUGACCAGGUCUUUCGUGGUAUAGCACCUAUGCUGAAGGUUGUAGCUCGAAUGCUGUCGGCGGCACCUCAUGAUCGACCAACCGCCCAAGAAGUGGAGCAACGGAUAUACAAUAUUCUGAAGGAAUGCUGCCAAAUCGAAGAGCCCCAUUGCGUACAUCAGUACGGCUGGGACUUUGGUUUCGGUAAUCUUCGCAUAGGCCAGGAGAGCGAGAAGUUGACCAUCGCAACGAAGAGACACAGCGGCGGGACAUUGAAGUCCCUCGAGUACAGGCGGACGAAUAGCAGUGGCAGUGGCUCAACAGCUUAUAGAAGGGACUAA